UGGGAAAUACACAGUACUCGAGGUGCAGGGUCUUCAGACACCACCAAAAACAAGCGACACUUUCAGAAGUUCUCCGGAAAGUGCAUCAUGAUGAGGCUGUUAGUGCUUUGGGGCACUCUACUUAUGGUUCAGGCCCAGGUGCCUUCCCGAGAUGUCACAUAUCCAACCUUUCGGGUGGCUUCCAUCAUGGCCCCACCGUUUUUGCAACAGCAAGAUGGUGAUUCGACUCAAUUGCGAGGCAACGAUCAAUACAAGGGCUUCAUCAAGGAUCUUUUGGAUGAGUUGGGCAGGAUGAUGGGUUUCCAAUAUACGAUCGUUCUGUCCGAGGAUAAUCGAUACGGGGUGCCCCUUGACAAUGGCCAAUGGAAUGGAUUGGUCGGCAUGGUUCAGGACAAUAAAGCUGACUUUGUCGCAGCCGAUCUGACAGUCACUUCUCAAAGACACGAUGCUUUAGACUUUUCUAGACCUUUCAUGACAGCUCCGAUCACCAUAGUCACCAAGAAAUCCUCCUCGCUUUUUGGCGGAGGCAUGUUCGAUUUCUUUAUUCCAUUCACCGAGGACCUGUGGCUUCUCUUGGGAGUUGCAUACGUAAUCACAGCCUUGCUUCUAUUCCUUAUUGCCCGAAUCUCUCCUUAUGAGCAAUGGUCUGAGGUGUUCCACGUGUUCAACUUGUCCAAUUCGUUUUGGUUUAAAUUCUCGUGCUUCUUCAGGGGAUCAAACUACACCCCAAAGACUGUGUCAACCAGACUUCUCACCGCCGGAUGGUAUCUUUUUGGAAUCUCCAUACUCGUGGUCUAUGCCAUCGGCUUAAACGGCUUUAUUCGAGCCGAAUUCGAGGGAACACAAUUCCUGGUGCCCAGUAUUGAAGCCUUAUUGGGCGACUCUUCAUUCCAAAUUGGGGUCAUUCAAGGCGGGUCCACUGAGACAAUGCUACAAAAUUCUGGCAUUCCCAUCCAUCAAGAGAUCUAUGAACGUGUCGUUGAAGAUCCUGAGAAUAACCAGGUCGGAUCAUACGUUGAGGGCAUCCAAAAGGUCCUUGAAGGCGAGGGAAACUUUGGAUUGAUCAUGGAAGGCAAUGCCGCCGACUACUUCAAAGGAGAAAAUUGCGACCUGUAUAGCGUGGGAGCACUCUCCAACAAGCAGUAUGCUUUCGGUUUCCCCAUUGGCUCGCGGUAUCGGUCAGCUCUUUCAACUGGGCUUCUAAGACUUCGCGAGUCCGGCCGAUUGCAACAACUGAUUAGUAAAUGGUGGGCAUCCGCGGGUAAUUGUGCUCGAGAAUCAGUGAAGCAAGUGGAAGGAAGUGGAGUCUGCAAAGAGGUGGCCAUCCCCUUGAAUCUAGGAAAUCUCGCUUGGGCUUUCAUCAUUUUGGCCAUAUUCCUUCUGGUUUCUUUAAUUGUUGCCAUUGUCGAGCUGGUUUUAUUUGUGAAGAAGCAUCCCAGUGCUGAAAAGAAUGGUGCUAGGAUCACCAAACAGUUGAAAUAUGCCUUUUGUGGGUGUUGCCUCAAAACUGCCACCAAUCCAAUGCAACCCCCGUUUGCUUUCUCUCAAGCUAGCCAAACUUGAAAGAAAUAGAAUACAAUAAAUGUACGAAAGCUCAUUUUUCAAUCAAUAACCAAUAAUGAGGAACAUGUCAUGGAUGAGGAAUAACGCAACAAACGCCAUAAUAUGUACUAAUUUGAAAUACAAGUUCUUGGUGCAUGCUUUGAAAAAGGAAGUUUCAUGCUCAUCUUUGAGGUACUUUCUUCAAGGGUAACGUCUACCGGCGUUUUGCUCCGCCAUUUGCCGUUGCACAAAAUUUGAGGGCUCGGUCUCGUCAUUAGUUCGGUUCCGCUUGAUUUCAAGGUAAACCAGCCUUUUUUCCGGGGGAGUUAUGAGCUCAUCAAAUGGCCAUUACCCGGACGAAAGCCGCGUCAUCGAGAGCCACGCCAAGGCUAUAAAAAGCAAUUCCAAUUGGAUAUUGGCCUUUAAGUUGACCAUGGUCCCGGCACAAAGAUACGUCCAUUCGACAAAGGUUGGACCUCGAGACACUUCAGACCAAGCUGGAAUCCAUUCAGUGCCAGUGGAGCCGACUGUAGAUCGAAGUUUCUUCACGGGACCGAAUCGAGCCCUGAGGUCCAAGGCCAUUGGGAUUUUGGCCUUGGGGCUCAUUCUGGCCCAAAUCUUGGUUUGUGUCCAAGGAAGCCGAGAUACCGUUCCGGAAAAUAAUUGGUACAAUGCACCUCGACCGUUUUAUUACGCCAGGCAUGAGAAACGCGCAGGGCCUAUGAUGGAUCACGAGGACAUAGCCAGUUAUUCUGGGCGCAGUGUGCUCUUUCCCCGAACCAGUCGCGAAAACCCCGUAUCCAUGCUUCGCCUCAAAAAGAUGUCCAUGAUGCGUUUGAAGAAGGACAAUGGGGAAGAUGUAGCUCGGAUGGAAGGCGAAAUACCCGCUCCAUUGAGAUUGGGUCCCAUCCACUAUUACAACGACAAUGGCGACCUCGUGAAUAAGCGCAUGUCCAUGAUGAGGCUGAAGAAACCUUCCAUGAUGAGAUUGCGGAGGAUGCCCUCCAGCAAUGCGGUCUCGAUGCUGAGGUUGAAGAAAGGUGUCACUCAAUUGAGAUUGAAAAAAGACGGUGCAGUUGAUGAUGAUAAGGAGAACGAGACCGAUAGCAGUGAAAACAACUGUCUUUGGUACAAUGAUCGAUGCCUGAAUUUGAAUGAGGCGUGAAUGGUACCGUGGAGGAGGAUGCUCAACAUGCUAACACUCACUCUCGCCCCCAAAAGACAUCAGAUGGAUAUUGAUCAAAUGAAGAAAUGGACAGAACCUACUAUCUCCUGUUCUCAGGCAAACUACACCACUUUGAACAACCGACAAAAAUAGAAACAGAAUUUCAACAAAAACAAGAUAAAAAAGCUGAAUUCCCCUGUACAUAUAUAUAUAUAUUUGGGCUGUCCCAGAUAUCCAACUUGUCCAGGAGGGACGACAGUGUUUCCAUUAUUUGAGCACUUUUUUCUUUCCGCACCCAAAAAUGUCACAGCUGGUGAUCUAAAUGAUAUAUCAUUAGCAAUCUCCCUACCUUUAAGUACUGUUGGCGAACUCAUGUAUUAAGAUGGAUGGUUGAUCUUUUUGUCCGUUGUUUCUGGCUUAAUAAAAAGUCUCCAAGUCAUGCCUCA
Tigriopus californicus is the source of this 3153-nucleotide messenger RNA. RefSeq names its product glutamate receptor ionotropic, kainate 3-like. The record is from RefSeq and is a predicted model, not a curated record. Gene Ontology annotation, biological process: modulation of chemical synaptic transmission; monoatomic ion transport; synaptic transmission, glutamatergic. Lineage: Eukaryota; Metazoa; Arthropoda; Copepoda; Harpacticoida; Harpacticidae. Gene Ontology annotation, cellular component: plasma membrane; postsynaptic membrane. Bases 88 to 1563 code for a protein of 491 amino acids. Gene Ontology annotation, molecular function: glutamate-gated receptor activity; transmitter-gated monoatomic ion channel activity involved in regulation of postsynaptic membrane potential. The transcript is spliced from 9 exons.